AUGCGUUCUGAGGUUAUCACGGCGUGCACCAUCGAUAGUGCUGUGGAACGAAUCCUGGAAGAACUGAAGGACAUUGGUGGUACCAGCAGCGGCAGGCAGCACAACAUCAUCUACUUCGACGGUUGGGAUGGGCUGGGGGCAUCCGCCGUCCUCCGAGAAGUGGGCCGCCGUCUUGCUCCAGCAGCUUCAGAAGAGAAGAAACCAGCACUGGGCAGCGGUCUCGAGUUCAAGCUAAUCAUCAACCUCGACUGCUCCAAGUGGGAGAGCAGGAGAGCGUUGUUGCAGAGAGUUCACUGCUUUGUUCGAGGCGCCAAGGCGCUUGGGAUCCUGGAUGGAACUAUCCCCGAGCCGCGACAAGUACUUGAAGCUGAAGUCGACGGCAAGAAGAAGGAAAUUCCCAACCCGAGCAUGACUCAUGGGUGGAAAAAGAUCAAUGACUACUCAGCUACUGGUGAAUUCGGUCUCCAAGGAGGACAAUCAAGAGCGCGGAUUACAAAUCUGCGCAUGCAAUUGGCCACCACCAAGAAGGGCAGUCUUACCACGUCAGACUAUUUCAACAAGAUGCAAAACAUCAAGGAUGAGCUCGCGUUAGCCGGCGUCGUCAUCAACGAUGAUGAGGUGGUUGCUCACCUACUUAAUGGUUUAGAUUAUGAUUAUCACCCCUUUGUUUCCUCUAUGAUGGGCCGGUCAGGAGACCUUUCACUUUCUGAAUUAUAUUCGUUACUUAUGGAGUACGAUCUUUGGCUCGAGAUGUAUCAAGGAACCGAUCAAUUUCAGUCUUCAGCUAAUAUGGCAUCCCGUGGUCGUGGAAGCCGUAGUCGCUCUGGUGGUCGACGUGGAGGUCGAUCCAAUUCAGGGCGUAAUGGACAAAACAGUAAUCAGAAUUUCACCAGUAAUACUCAAGGCAAUAGCUCGCAAGGCACAAAGAAGGAGGAUGAUUACAAUGGUGUGGACAAGGAGGGCUCCCGCGCUGAGAUACCGCUGGUCGCUGAUGCAAUAUAUCGACACAUACAGAAGCAUCUGAGCAGCAGGUUCUUGGUGAUCUUCAACAACGGGAGUUGCAACGAAAUAGACCUUGAAAGCUUCGGCUUCCCUCUGUCAGGAUACUCAAGGAACAAAGCGCUGUGGUCAUUCCAAGGAGGGUUCCGGCUCUACCCUAGGACGGCUGUCAAUAAUGCCCUGGAGAGCAUGAAGAUGACAGAUGUUUUUCUCUCAGCAGCCUCUGACCCUGACCCUGCAGUUAGUGGCUUUAACUUGUCCAGCAUUUUGCACCAUGAGGCUGCAGAAAUUGCACGCAAGAUCAAUAUUGGCGGCAUCAACUGGCCUGCAGCAGCAACCGAUUGCUUCUUGUACAUGGUGAAGCUUUGCCGCAUGGGCAGUCACUUGAUGGACUAUGAUUUGGCUACCCAUAGCUGCAACUAUUGGAAAUGCGAUGACGUCAUACAGCUACAACAUGGCACUGAUGAUGAUGAUGAUGAUGAUGGUAGAGUGUGGCUAUCCUAUGAUGCUCUGCAGCAUGAGAUGAUACUAGAUGUGGACUACUACCAAAGCCCAUCUUUUCCAUCGCCAGUAAGCCGCUUGCCAGAGCAGAUAUCAUACUGGACUUCACCGACCUGUGGGUUCAUGCUGAUUCCGGAUCAGAAUGGCCGUAUUCCUAAAGGCAUGUUCCAACAAUAUGACACACUUCGUGUGCUCAAGCUAUCAGCCUGCAUGUUUAGCUGCACAUCUCCUCCGUUCCUCUGCUGCCACAGCCUCAGAUUUCUCUGGCUUGACCACUGCCGAGAAGAAAGCAGCAGCACAGAUGGAGAUGGAGUAGCAGGGAAUGAGGACAUCCCCUCGGUGCUUCCAAGGGCUGUGGGUGCUGGACGUGCGCUACUCAAGCUCAAAGGGCGGCUGCAAAACAUUCGAAAGCUCCGAGUAACAAAGUCUCAUGCCACAGCUAGCUACUACACAGACAUGGGAGGCUUGUUCUCGGGGAAGGAUAAGAUGGAGCUUCUUGACUUCUCAGCAAAUAGUGGUCACAUGACGAGCUUCCCUGCGGUAAGCAGCUGCAACAGCCUUGAGACCGUUAUCAUUAACGGGUCUACAUCUUUAAAAGAGGUAUCCCUGAAAGGGUGUGCCACACUGAAGAAUCUACUCUUGAGUGGGUUGUUCCAGCAGCUCUACAGCCUAGACAUCACUGGCACUGCAGUGAAAACACUGGAUCUAAGUGCAGUGGAGGCCCCAAUGCUCGAUCAGCUCUUCCUACUUGGUUGUGGGAAGCUUUAUGCAAUCCUAUGGCCACCUGAAGGCAAGAGGAAAAGAUACAUGGGCAAGCUACGCAUGGACACCACCCAAAAGGAGGGCAGCAAUACUACUGCCACUAAAACAGCAGCUAUGAGCGGAGGUGGAUCACCGGUUGAAUUUGAUUGGUAUAUUUCUGUGAGGGAAGCGAGGAUCCUUGGGUCACUUGUGCCCGUCAAAGAUUAUUUUGGUCCCAAUGAUGCGCAUGUGGUGAUUUCAACAACCCCAUCCCAUACUCACCGUCUCCGUGCUGAUGCCGCCGGUGGUAACAAAGGUAACAGAAUGAAGGGUAAAGACCAUAAUUCAAUAUAUGCAGAUGUCGCCACCACCCUUAAGGAGGACACCAUCAUGGAUUUACAGGCCGAUGGAGGAGAUUGUGAAGCUUGGGCGACCAUCUUGUCCAUCACCAGUAUCUUUGCAGCUCCGUUAGGAUCAAGUUGGAAUAAACUGGAGUGGUGUCGAGUCGAGCGGUGCCCUGAGUUGGAGUGUGUCUUUAGUCCUCAAGUAGGUGCAGUACCAGAUGGAAGUAGCAGUCACAUGGACAUAUUCAAGAAGCUCAAGAUAAUCUGGGCGUCACAUCUCCGCAACACACGCUGUGUCCUGGAGCGUCCUAGCUUAGAAGGACCCAGGUAUAGAGCAUUUGCAGACCUGACAUUAUUGCACCUUUACCGCUGCCCCAGGCUGCUAUAUGCUGUACCCUUGCAACUCGAAACGAUGUCCUUGGAAAAUUUGGAGACCCUCGAGAUCAUGUGGUGUGGCGAUCUCAGUGUGGUCUUUCACUUGUUUGAGGAAACCAGCGACCGUGGGAUGUACCAAUGUAGCUGGAAUUUUCCCAACCUGAAGGUCAUUCACCUGCAUGAGCUUCCAAGGCUGCGGGGCAUCUUCAAUGUCCCCUGGUAUGGCGUGAAUGCCCCAAAGUUUGAGACUGUCAGGAUCAGGGGCUGCUGGAGCCUCUGGACGUUACCACCUUUCUGUAGGAUGGUGAAGUGCGACUGCGAGAAGGAGUGGUGGGAUAGGAUGAAGGAAAGUCGUCGCAAGGUGCUGACGCACUACCACAAGCCGACCCACUCACGGUAUUACAAGAAGACCAUGCUGAGGGGAUCCCUCCUCAGGUAA
Miscanthus lutarioriparius is the source of this 3399-nucleotide messenger RNA. The record is from the annotation of a GenBank genome assembly. NCBI's taxonomy places the organism in Eukaryota, Viridiplantae, Streptophyta, Magnoliopsida, Poales, Poaceae.